Asparagus officinalis (garden asparagus) is the source of this 2863-nucleotide messenger RNA. RefSeq lists its product as uncharacterized. The record is from RefSeq and is a predicted model, not a curated record. The coding region runs from base 364 to 1848 and encodes 494 amino acids. The transcript has 4 exons. NCBI's taxonomy places the organism in Eukaryota, Viridiplantae, Streptophyta, Magnoliopsida, Asparagales, Asparagaceae.
CUCUCCUUUGCUAGAUCCGCUGAGCUCCAACCUCCUCUAGCCGCAGACCUCCGACGAUCCUCUUUCCUCCAGCCUCGGCAUAGUCAGCAAAGAAAGCAUCCUCGUCUGCAGCAUAUUUCUCAACAAGUGGGCGGAAGACACGAUCAGAGAGGAGAGCCUUGUCGGUAAUAAGAUAAAGAAGGUCAACUGCCCUCUUUUAUCUUUUAAAGGCUAACUGCCUUUUGUUUCAUUAAAAUAAAGUGGGGGAAUGUCGAGAAGGACUGACGAAGGAAUCUUGAAACUCUGUCCGCUUAUGUGUUAAUCUCAAAUCAAAGGAUUCUUUGAUUAAAACUCCUUUUUGCUACUACUGACUAUCCUAUAACAAUGUCUUUUGAUAUCUCCUCUGAUGUUACUACUGUCACUACUCCUACUACUGAGAUUUCUGCACCAAAGGUGGUUUUGGGAACCACGGUAAAGUUAAAUGGCACAAACUAUCUUCUUUGGGCACAUGCCUUUCGUAUUUUCAUUGGUGCUCAGAACAAAUUAAAUCAUCUUCUGGCAUCUCCGCCCCUCACUACAGAUCCUACCUACAGUUCAUGGCUAUCGUCUGAUUAUUGUGUUAUGACUUGGCUUCUAAACAGUAUGGAAGCACAGAUCAGUAGCAGUGUUAUGUUCUUAACCACUGCGAAGGAGAUGUGGGACAGCCUGAAGAUUAUGUACGGGAAUGAGAAGAAUGUUUCCCGUGUAUUUGAGAUCUAUGAGCGACUGUUUGCACUGAAACAGGGAGAUAGAUCAGUUCCUGAGUUCUUUGGUGAGUUGAAGGGACUGAUAGACGAACUGGAGAUGCAUCAGCCUGCAGUAGCUGAUGCAGCGACGCUGUUGGGAUAUCGCCGUGACCUGGCGGUGUCCAAGUUUCUUUCUGGAUUGCACCCUACCUUACAGUCCCAGGUGAGGGGACAGAUAUUGGGUGGAGAUACCGUUCCUUCACUAACUGCUACAUUCUCCAGAGUUAUGCAGGUCUCUACUGGUGUUACUUCUACCACUGCACCGUCUCCACCUUCAGUUCAUCAGUCUGCCAUGUUCUCUAGUCGAGGCAGAGGCCGCGGUCGUGGUCGUGGUCGUGGUCGUGAUUCAGGGGGAGGACGUGGUUCCUUUAGUGGGAGACAUGAUGAUUCUGAUAGGGGCUCACGUCAGUGUAGUCACUGUGGGAGGACCAAUCAUGUUUCUGAGAAGUGCUGGGAAAAGUUUGGUCGUCCUCAGUGGGCUCAGGUCGCUGACGCCGAGUCGACUCGCACGUCUAUUUCUGCUACUACUUCUGGUGGUCCAGCUGCUACUGCUACCACUGUUCAGAUUUCUCAGGCAGAUUAUGAGCGAUUACGCCAGCUAGAGCUCUCUCAGAACAGUCAUUCUGCUACUCAUGCAUCCUCUUCAGGUAUGGAUGCUUAUAUAGCUUCUCCUCACAAAUCCUGGGUAUUAGAUUCUAGAGCCUCAUCCCAUAUGACAGGUAUAAAGGAUCACUUUGUAUCUUUACAUCUUUCUAAUAAGUUUCCCUCUAUCCGUAUUGCUGAUGGUACUCUUUCUCCAGUUCAUGGUGAUGGAGUAGUUCAUGCUACUUCAUCUUUGAAACUAUCUGAUGUGUUAUAUGUUCCUAAAUUUCCUGUUAGCUUAUUAUCCAUUAGCAAGUUUACAAAGCACAAUAACUGUAAAGUCACUUUUUUUCCCUCUUAUUGUGUUUUUCAGGACCUAGCAACUGGGAUGACGAUUGGUUCGGGGCAUGAGAGAGGAGGUGCGUGUUCUUCGUUACAUGAGACACCCAAACAUUGUCACCCUUAUAGGAUCAUGCUCAGAAGCUCGAGCCCUCAUCUAUGAAUUUCUUUCCAACGGAAGCCUUGAUGACUGUCUUAACUGCAAGAACAACACCCCGCCUCUUACAUGGCAGGUUCGCACCCGUAUUAUCUGUGAGAUCUGCUCGGUUCUAAUAUUCCUGCACUCCAACAAGCCUUAUCCAGUGGUUCAUGAUGAUCUUAAGCCUGAAAACAUCCUCCUUGACUCCAACUUCAUAAGCAAGCUCAGUGAUUUCGGUAUCUGCCGCCUCCUGAUGCAAUCUAGUAUCUCUGCCACCACCGUUUAUCGCCAAACUCAGCCGAAAGGAACCUUUCUAUACAUGGAUCCAGAAUUCCUCGCAACAGGGAAGCUCACUACACACUCUGAUGUCUACUCAUUUGGUGUCAUUAUGCUGUAGCUUUUAACAGGAAAACCGGCACUUGGGAUUGUCAAGGAAGUGAAAGAAGCAUUAGGUAAUGAUGUGUUUCAUAAGAUGAUAGAUCAUGCUGCUGGUCGUUGGCCUUUUGUGCAGGCUAAACAGCUGGCCUAUUUGGGUUUGAGGUGCUGCAAGACGAGGAAGAAGCGACCUGAUCUUGUGAGAGAGGUGUGGAGGGUGCUAGAGCCCAUGAUGAAGACAACUUCAUUAGCUAUGGCUUCGUUUGGGUCAGUCAUGGAGUACAGUUGCCCUAUCCCAGGUCACUUCAUUUCAGGAAAUCAUGUGGGACCCACACUUCGCAGCGGAUGGUUACACAUAUGAUGAUAUGAAGCUGAGGCUAUAAAAGGAUGGAUGGAUACUGGGCACAUAACCUCGCCAAUGACUAAUCUUCCACUUCCUCACUGCGAGCUUAUCCCAAAUCGAUCUCUUCGGUCAGCCAUUCAAGAAUGGAUUCAGCAACAUCAGCAGUGAUGAUCCUUUUGUCCUCUGUUUUCUUCCAUGUUGCGUAGUAUCUGGGUACCCUGCUUGCUUUACAAUUAUCGAGGAAUAUAUUAUAGAAAUCCAUGCUAUUAGGAACAAGGACAAAUUUUCAAAACAGACCCUUUUGGGUUUUUAUUUGCAAAA